AUGGCAAAUUCGUUUGUGGUGGAAAGCCCCAAUGUCACCUACACCCCUGAUUUCAUUGAGGCCAGGUACACCUACAGCACCACUCUGGUGUGCCAAGAGGAGGGCAUCACUAAGGUGAAGCCUUGCUCCACCGCCCUCACCUUCCACACGGAGAGGCGCGUUCCGAAGCUGGGGGUGAUGCUGGUCGGCUGGGGCGGGAACAACGGCACCACGGUGACGGCAGCCGUCUUGGCCAAUCGCCUGGGACUCUCUUGGGUGACCAAGACGGGCACUAAGCAUGCCAACUAUUACGGGUCCUUCUUGCAAGCGUCCACCGUGUCCCUGGGCACCAGCCCGUCCGGAGAAGUUUACAUUCCCUUCCGGGAUCUUCUCCCAAUGGUGCAUCCCGACGACAUCGUCUUUGACGGGUGGGACAUCUCUUCCAUGAACCUGGCAGACGCCAUGCAGAGGGCCGAAGUCUUGGAUUGGCCGCUGCAGCAGCAGCUCCGGCCAUUCAUGGAGGGCCUGAAGCCUCGGCCGGGCAUUUACAACCCCGGGUUUAUCGCAGCCAACCAGGAGAAGAGAGCAGACAACGUCCUGACAGGGACCGAGGCUGAACAGAUGGCUCAGAUCCGCCACGACAUUCGGGACUUCAAGAACUCCAGUGGUGUGGACAAGGUGAUCGUCCUCUGGACAGCCAACACGGAGCGGUUUUGCGACGUGCAGCCCGGCGUGAAUGACACAGCUGCCCACCUGCUGGAGGCCAUUGAGCGUGGCCUAGAGGUGUCGCCUUCCACCCUCUUUGCUGUGGCCAGCAUCCUGGAGGGCUGCGCCUACAUAAACGGCUCCCCACAAAACACCUUUGUGCCGGGGGCUGUGGAACUGGCGGUCCAGAGAGGGGUCUUCAUCGCGGGCGAUGACUUCAAGUCUGGCCAGACGAAGCUCAAGUCUGUCCUGGUGGAUUUCCUGGUCAGCUCGGGGCUUAAGCCGGUCUCCAUCGUCAGCUACAACCACCUGGGCAACAACGACGGCUGCAACCUCUCGGCCCCGGCCCAGUUCCGCUCCAAGGAGAUCUCCAAGAGCAGCGUGGUGGACGACAUGGUGCAGUCCAACCCCCUCCUCUACGGGCCGGGAGAGCGGCUGGACCACUGUGUCGUCAUCAAGUACGUACCCUACGUGGGCGACAGCAAGCGGGCCCUGGAUGAGUACACGUCGGAAAUCGCCCUGGGGGGCACCAACACCAUGGUCAUACACAACACUUGUGAGGACUCCUUGCUGGCCGCCCCCAUCAUCUUGGACCUGGCGAUACUCACCGAGCUGUGCCAGCGGAUCCGGGUGGGCGUCGAGGGCGAGGAGGAGCCUCAGCCCCUCCACAGCGUCUUGUCUCUGCUCGGCUUCCUCUGCAAGGCGCCCCUGGUGCCUAAAGGCACCCCUGUGGUGAACGCCCUCUUCCGCCAGCGGGCCGCCAUUGAGAACUUCUUCAGGGCUUGCGUGGGGCUGCCGCCCCAGAACCACAUGCUCUUGGAGUACAAGACCCAUCAGCCGUGGGGCUGUGCCAAGUACCCCCGCUCCGCUUCCACGCCAGCUUGGCCACCCUCUGUCCAGAAGACGCCCUCCUACCUAAACGGCUUCUUGUGCCCCCCGGAAAGCAACGGGCCCGUACCCAGCGAUGACCAGCAUCACCGUCUGGAGAAGUAG
Messenger RNA from Euleptes europaea (tarantolino), 1677 nucleotides. It is a transcript of the gene ISYNA1, whose product is annotated as inositol-3-phosphate synthase 1. Gene Ontology annotation, molecular function: inositol-3-phosphate synthase activity. Lineage: Eukaryota; Metazoa; Chordata; Lepidosauria; Squamata; Sphaerodactylidae. The record is from RefSeq and is a predicted model, not a curated record. The transcript is spliced from 10 exons. Bases 1 to 1677 code for a protein of 558 amino acids. Gene Ontology annotation, cellular component: cytoplasm. Gene Ontology annotation, biological process: phospholipid biosynthetic process; inositol biosynthetic process.